This is a messenger RNA of Paramacrobiotus metropolitanus, 1801 nucleotides long. RefSeq lists its product as uncharacterized. NCBI's taxonomy places the organism in Eukaryota, Metazoa, Tardigrada, Eutardigrada, Parachela, Macrobiotidae. Gene Ontology annotation, molecular function: protein binding. The record is from RefSeq and is a predicted model, not a curated record. The transcript has 6 exons. Bases 135 to 1484 code for a protein of 449 amino acids.
UGUUUUGACUGAUCGACAAGGAAACAAUUUUAACUUGCAUCCUUGGUUAAUUGUCCACCGCUUUUGGUUAUCUUUUAUCUCUGUGUUUAUUAUUAGUGAGAGUGUUAACCAUUUUGCGUAAUUUUCAUUUGACCAUGUUGCCAAUCUCACCACAGCAGCAGUCCAAGAAUUUUCACAUUCGCUGGCAGAGCCGCGAGUAUGAUCACGGACAGCGCCCUUGCUUUCCGAAAUCCCCGGUUGAUGUCAGUUAUCUUCUGGACAAACAACGCAUUGUCUGCUUAGAAUCUCUAAAAUGCCCACCAGAAUUCGGAUACUGUACGGGAGCGGCGUUUGUCCAUGACAAUCACAACAUGGUGGUGAUGAAAACGGCCACGGGCCAUUUGGUGUCCGCCAGUGUCAAUCGCGUUGGCAGGUCCAGAAUUUUACAUUCCCAGUGCUUUACCAAUUUCAACUGUCGUGAUACCAAUCUGCAAGCACUGCCAACGAAUUCCCACCGUGUGCUGUCCUCGUGCCUGGGUUGUUCAUCCAGUUUAUAUGCUACCCGGUAUGACAAGCAUCGCGCCAGAAUCUGGAAUGUGUUGCCGAAUGGCCAGUUUGAGGCAUUGGUGGUGGUCAAUAAUUUCACGCUGGCCCAAGCCGCCAAUGUGCAUGAAAAUCUCCUGCUGGGCUGCACCAAUGUUCAGCAUUUGGUCAACCGAUACUCUAUCAUGGAUUAUGUGAGCGGUCAAGAAGUCAUUAAUUUUGGAAAUAUCCCUGCGAGUAUCGACUGGCCCGGUUUGCCUGCUUGGAGUCCACUGGACACCACGGUGGCGUUAUUAGGCGGUUUGUGGGACACUCGCAGCGGUAAACUCGCGCAUCAGCUGGUCAUGGUGGACUCUAUGCUGUCAGCACGAGCACCGACUGGUUUGGUUCAUGACGCCAAAAUCGGGGACUGCCAUUUUUUCCAUCCCGGUGGGACGACGGUUGUUGUUGGGCCAAAAAUUUUUGAUAUUCGGACAUGCAGACUGCUUGCCACUUGUCCCGGGUUUGCCGAUGCAUUUAUACAGUUCACGGAAAUGGGCAACAUCGUGUACAGUUUCGACAUGAUUGAACCGGCUCCCUUGCUGAUGUAUAACGCUAAAGAUUUCACCAAACUUGGGGCAUUUACAGAUUUCAUGUUGCAUGUGGCGGUUGUUGACAAGCAUGAUGACCGUAUCCUUGCCCAGCCUAGCAAUGUGAAGUCUCCUGUGUUUUUGGGUCUGCGGUCCGUCGACAAUCCAGCACCUCAACGCGAACCAUCGUCCGGUAAUAGUUCAGUUCGAUGUCAGUGGUCACACCUGCCAAAUUCCGUACCGCAACAACCGCCUGUCGUCUUGGCGCACGAUAGCGAAGACGAGGACGACACUGAUCUUUCCGUUAAUUUUGACAUGCUGGUCGAUGAGAGCAGUUCGGCGGAAUCGCACGAUAGUUGCUUUGAUGCGGACACCGACGAACUUGACGAUUGAUUUUUGCCAAGCCUCCUUUCGGUUUUGUUGCGGUGAAUUUGAGCGUUUACACGUCUGAUUUAUUCAAGAGUUUUGCGUUGUGGUAAACCCAGUUUCCAUUAAAUCCAGAUUUCUGUUCGUGAUAGUAGGCAAGCCGCAAGCCUGAUGAUGCUUUCGCCCUUUUAGAGUUUUCACAAUAUAUGCCUGCCGAGUUUUAAGAGAGUUUUUAAAUUUAUUUCUCGCUGUAUCGAGUUUUGCCGUUAUUAUGGUCAAUACGACGUUGCAUGCGUUUUUUAGCCGCGCGUUAUCUAUGUCAUCCAAAGAAGGAAGUUCCAGAA